Molecule: messenger RNA, 1185 nt
Organism: Nipponia nippon (crested ibis)
Lineage: Eukaryota; Metazoa; Chordata; Aves; Pelecaniformes; Threskiornithidae
Source: RefSeq, a predicted model, not a curated record
AUGGGGAGAACGGGCUGCGCGGACCCCUGGGUGCGGGCAGCCUUCGGCUCUUGGUGCCCCGGUGUCCCCGUCCUGGCAUUGCCGCUCACCCCGGGGCGCGGCAAAUCCGUGCAGAACAAAGUCGACUCCAUCCUGCAAGAUGUCCAGAAGUUUUCAGACAACGACAAGCUCUACCUCUACCUCCAGCUGCCGUCGGGGCCAAGCCUCGGGGAGAAGAGUGGUAGCCUGGACCUGAGCUCGCUGAGCACGGCCGAGUACAUGCAUGCCUGCAACUGGAUCCGGAACCACCUGGAGGAGCACACGGACACCUGCCUGCCCAAGCAGGACGUCUACGAUGCCUACAAGCGAUACUGCGAUAACCUCUGCUGUCGCCCCCUGAGCGCUGCCAAUUUCGGCAAGAUCAUCCGGGAGAUCUUCCCAAACAUCAAAGCCCGAAGGCUGGGAGGCCGAGGGCAGUCGAAAUACUGCUACAGCGGGAUCCGGAGGAAGACGGUGGUCAGCCUGCCGCCCCUGCCCAGCCUGGACCUUAAAGUGACGGAGACUCAGUCGGAGCUGACGGACCUGGUGCAGUCCUACAACAGUGAGGUGAUGGAGGCGGCCUGCGCCCUGACCUGCGACUGGGCCGAGAAGAUCCUCAAACGCUCCUUCAACAACAUCGUGGAGGUGGCCCAGUUCCUCAUCCAGCAGCACAUCAUCAGCUCCCGCUCGGCCCGCGCCGACCUGGUCAUGGCCAUGGUGGUCUCAGAGAGCACGGAGAAGAUCCACCGCGAGAGUCGGACCCCGGCGGCGGCGAAGAAGAACGGCCUGGACGCCUCUGAAAGCGGCGACGGGAGCCAGGGGCAGAUCAAGAAGGAGAGCGGCCCCAAGCCCCCCAUCCCGCCGCGGUCUGAGAAGAAGAAGCCCCCGGAGCCCCCCAGGGCAGCCAGCAGCCCCCAGGUGAACGCUCUGGUCGCCCGGCUGCCCCCGCUCCCGCCCCCAGCAGCCGAUCGCCCCCGGAGCCCCGCGGAGCCGCUGCCCAGGAUGAGCCGCCUGCGCUGCCCCGGGACGCCAGCUCUGCCGGCCGCCUUCCCUAAACCCCGCUGCGCCGGCGGGGAGGCCGCCAGCCUCUCCGGCUUCGGUGCUGGCCUGAAAGCGCGUCCCCCCUCAGGGAAGCAGCUGGGCUCCUGGCGCAGCCCGGCUGGAUGA